Messenger RNA from Vitis riparia (riverbank grape), 1366 nucleotides. RefSeq lists its product as uncharacterized. NCBI's taxonomy places the organism in Eukaryota, Viridiplantae, Streptophyta, Magnoliopsida, Vitales, Vitaceae. Bases 103 to 783 code for a protein of 226 amino acids. The record is from RefSeq and is a predicted model, not a curated record. The transcript is spliced from 2 exons.
GGGGUCUUCCGACCACCCCUUUGCCUCUUAACUAUAUAUGCCACAGACAUAAAAUGAAAAUAUUACAGAUAACUCAAGAUCCUAAUCCAAAGUGAGAGAAAAAUGGAAGACGGUGUUACUGAUUCUGAGAGGUUGGUGCUGCCUUCGAAGCUAAACUCAAAAGUAGGGGCUAAACAAGAAGAAGCCAAUGAUUUUGAACCUGAGAAAAAUGAAAAAGAUGAAGAAAGAGCAGGCGGACUCAUAAGCAAUCUCAUCUCCAACUUGGUCCCCAGAUCCGUGGCAGGGGCAGGUGAAGAAGACAAUGGAGGUGAUACAGAGAACAGGAACAGAAUCAGUGAGGGGAAGGAUGAAGAGAAGGAAGGUGGGUUUAUAAACCAUCUCAUUUCCAACUUGGUCUCUCCCUUGAGUCCCAGACCAAGGGAAGUUAAUGAAGGAAAAGUUGAAGUUGAAAAUGGGGGAAAAAGUAGUGAUGGUGGGGGAUGGUGUGAAAAAAAAGUAGUGAUGGAAGGCGGUGGUGGCAGUGCUGGUGGAGGAGGGCUCAUCAACAACCUCAUCUCCAAUAUUUUUAAUCAAAGUGAGGAAGAUGGAGUGCACAAAGAAGACAGUGAAGAGGAGAAAGCGCAUGUUGGGGAACAAAAUGAACAGGUGAAGGGUAAGGAGGAAGGUGGUGGAGGGGGUAUCAUUAAUAACCUGGUCUCUCACUUGCCUGCAUCUCUUUCAGGGGAUGCAGCACCGACGGCAGAUGAGGCCUCCAUUUUGAUUCACUCCAUUGUCCAUGACUGAACAGAAUGAUAUGUAUGCCUACCGAUUAAGACCUCCAUUGUUAGGACUAGAGACUUCCCCUUCCUUGUUGUAGUGAGCACCCAGGAUGUUUUCCCCCUGGCUGCUGCUGUUAGGCGCAUUAAUUUUGUGUUUUAUGUUUUGUUUCUCUCCUUUGUUCCAUAUGAUUUCUUUUUUUGUUUUUUAAUUCUAAAUACAGCAGUGAGAAAUACAAAGCGGAUAGUCCAGACCCAUUAAAAAACCCCCGCUCUGAUGGAUCUAGUAUUCAAUCUCAGCUGCAAUCACUUAUGCUACCAGGCACUACAUCAACCUCCCCGGCAGUUUGCUUGAGGAAUUCAGUGAUGGUGUAGUAGUGAAAUGACACCUAUCCCUCGUAGUCGUCAUCUUUUGGCAGCACAGAUGUGUAUGAUGUUGCAUGAAAGCAUGUAAGCGUAGUCUAAAAAUGGGAACAACUUGAGGGUAGAUGUUUGCGACAUGUCUGCAGCCACUUUUGCUUCGGAUACUCAUCUCUCAUGUUAGGGUGGCUAGGCCACAGAGUAAAUGUAUUUCAACCAAGUUACCAACCUAAUAUACCUUGCUUUCUACU